AAAAAAGAAACAGAAACAGAAAUAGAAAUAGAAACAAAAAAGAAAAAGAAAUCAGGAAAAAAAAAGAAUAGAUGGGAAAUCCCAUUGCUGUCACCACAGCAACUGUGGAACAGAUCUCUCUGAAUCUAGUCUCUCCUGCAACUGGGGUGUCCUUCUAGAAACUGUCUGCUUUUUGCUGGCCUGUUUUGAAACUCUGAGCUGAGAUAACUUUCGUUUUUCAAGCCUCGUCUGACUGCUGGAGCUAUUUCCUCAGAAUCACGAGGACACGCGGAAAAGGGGGAGGAUGAGCUGAUCAGGCAACUUAGAAAGCAAUACACAGGCAAGAGCAGAACCCUCCCCUUGGAGAGUCAGCCAGAAUUUCUUUCUCUCAGCUUCCAACGAGCAUGGGUGGAUUUGUAAGCUACAGUCGCCUUUCCACAGUCAUGGAAAAUCUAAAGGAGCACAGUCCCUGGCACUUCUAUUGGACAUGGGUGAGAAAUUACUUUGGGUUCAUCCUUGUCACUGUCAUCCUGCUUAGUUUACUGAUCAUUGAAUACUCGCGAGCCCCACCAGAGCCAGACACAAAAUGUCCUGAAGACCAAGCAACGCUGCAUGACACCAUCUCCCAACUGGAGGCCGAGAACCGGUCUCUGAAGAAGCAGCUGGCCAUGAUGGAAAAGGAGAAGCAGAGGGUCAAGAAGGUUAUGGACCAGACUCUGGAAAAGACUUUGCAACUUUUGGAAAAGACAAAAGAAGAAGGGGAGGGGCUGAGCAAGCAACUGUCAGUUUCCAACCAGUCCCUUGUAGAAACUAGACGUCUUUUGGAGCAGGCAAAGAAGGAAGGCCAAAGCUUGCAGAGCCAACUGGAGAUAGCCAAGGAGGACCUCCAAAAAACUCAGCAGCAGCAGGAUUCCUGCCAGAAGCAGCUGGCUGAGGCUACAUCCACGGAGGCACAAUUGGCCAUGGAAAAGGCCAAGGAGAAGAUGGAAAAUGCCACCAAGCAGAACCUUGAAAAGACUAGGCAGCUUUUGGAGAAGGCAGAACAGGACAAUCAGGGGCUGCAGAAGCAACUGGCCAUUUCCAACCGCACCCUCGCAGAAACCGAACACCUUUUGGAAAAAGCAACUAAAGACAUCAGAGGUCUGCAAACACAGCUGAAGACCACUAGCCAGAACCACAGAGAGUCCCAAGAGCAUCUGGAUUCCUGCCAGAACCAGCUGCACACGUUGGAAGAAAGACUCAGGUCCCUCGACAAUGAAGCUAAACAAAUACAAAACCUCCAUGACGAAAUCUCCAAUCUUCAGUUGAAGGUAAAAAAAGAACAGGAACUCCGAUACACAUUUCAAAAUGAAAGAGACAGAUGCUGGAACCAAAUCAGUUACCAGCAGAAGAAGUGUUCCAUUGAAGAUGUCUUGGAUUGGUCCAUUGUUGGAUGGGGGAUUGGAAUUCUUGUCCUUUUCUUCUGCUGUGUCGCAUGUUGCCGGCAAGAGAAAUAGCACUGCCAUUAAAGAAGUCCUGGGAUAAAUUAUGGACCUUGCUGUAGCUUGAGAACAAAGUCAUGCUUGGGAGAAAGAGAACACUUACCACUCACUCUUCCUUACCCACCUGAAAAAUAAAUGUCUUUGUCAAGAACUGGAUCUGUUUCUCAACAGAGAUGUAUUUAUGUAUUCAAAAACACUAUUUUCUAAAUAUUUUAAGGGUAUACAGUACUUUAAAUGUAUUAUUAUUAUUUUCUAUGCUGUACUAAUCUUUCAAGUAAAUCACAACACAUGAAAUAAAAUCGCAGGACACAGUUAUCUAUA
Molecule: messenger RNA, 1781 nt
Organism: Python bivittatus (Burmese python)
Lineage: Eukaryota; Metazoa; Chordata; Lepidosauria; Squamata; Pythonidae
Source: RefSeq, a predicted model, not a curated record